AGUGCAGGCGGACAUGGCAAAAUCUGGGCAGUGAGUCUGUGCGCACAGCAGCAGCAGGAGACUUCCGAAUCGAAGGCGCACACUGCAGCUGUCGACCAUCCGCCAGAUUCUGCUGGCGGUCUGAUGCGGGUGGUGAAGGUACAAGUCUGUGACAUUCCACUGGAAUUCUAUUACAUGCGAGAGGUUCGUCGACGCCUGGCCUCGGCUUUCAACUGCGGCAAAAUCGCCUUUGAUGUUCGUCCCUCCAUCUGCCCGGUCCUGGCGGCCACUUGCAGUCCCUACGUCUACACCUCCCUCCUGAUACCCUACUACGCUGUUGGUCUCCUGGAUUGGAUAAACUACUCGGCAAAUGGAUACUGCGGACGACCUUCUACAGCUCCUGCGCGCAACCGGCACCCCCAGCGGCCGCCGUUGGUCCUAGAGAAGUUCGAAGAGGAGGCGCUCUCCGCGUAUUUGGCCUUUGAGCUGUUGUGGCUGGUGGAGGGUCUGCACAAGCAUGCCGGUAUCAUUCAUGGCGACAUCAAGCCGGACAACUUUAGAAUCUCCGGUCGGUUUCCG
Dibothriocephalus latus is the source of this 558-nucleotide messenger RNA. Lineage: Eukaryota; Metazoa; Platyhelminthes; Cestoda; Diphyllobothriidea; Diphyllobothriidae. The record is from the annotation of a GenBank genome assembly.